Messenger RNA from Marmota monax (woodchuck), 8094 nucleotides. It is a transcript of the gene Tlr2, whose product is annotated as toll like receptor 2. NCBI's taxonomy places the organism in Eukaryota, Metazoa, Chordata, Mammalia, Rodentia, Sciuridae. The record is from RefSeq and is a predicted model, not a curated record. The coding region runs from base 407 to 2761 and encodes 784 amino acids. Gene Ontology annotation, biological process: inflammatory response; immune response; toll-like receptor signaling pathway. Gene Ontology annotation, cellular component: membrane. The transcript has 2 exons. Gene Ontology annotation, molecular function: transmembrane signaling receptor activity; triacyl lipopeptide binding; protein binding.
CCCAGGCGGGGCCCUCUAGCAUCUGGGUUCCCUUUUUCCUGCUCUGCAACCCUUACCAAGUCCCCAGCGCCCUCCUCUGAUCCCCGCUUGGCACAAGGCAGGCACAAGGCAGGAUCCACGGGCUCCGAUCUAGGCCCGCCUCGGGGCUACAGCCACCAGAUAGAGCUUGUGCGAAAGGUGGCCGCGCAGGCGGGGGUGGGGGGUUUGUCUCUGCCACCAGGUGUGCGGACCGAGGUCUGGCACAAGCCACUGCGUGGAAGCGCGCACAUACAGUGGGCGUUCCUGCGUCCGGGAAGGCCGGGCAACGGGCUGCACCGACCUCCCCUUCAGUCACUUCCCAGUCCAGGGCCGAGAGGGCGCAGCGGCUCGACCGCCCUCAGCGGGCACCCCAGGUGCAACCUGGACAAUGCCACGGGCUUUGUGGACAGUGUGGGCCUUGGGGGCCAUGAUCCUCCUCUCCAAGGAAGGGUCUCCAGAUCCGGCUCCUCUGUCUUGCAACCCCACUGGCAUCUGUGAUGGCCGCUCCAGAUCUUUCAGCUCCAUUCCCUCAGGGCUCACAGCAGCCAUGAGAGGGCUUGACCUGUCCAACAAUGAGAUCACCUAUAUCGGCCAAGCUGAUCUGCAGAGGUGUGUCAACCUCCGGGCUCUGAUGCUGAAGUCCAAUGGGAUCAGCACAAUUCAGGAAGAUGCCUUUUCUUCCCUAAGCCAUCUGGAACAUUUGGAUUUAUCUGAUAAUCAGUUAUCCAAUCUAUCGUCUUCCUGGUUUAGGCCCCUUUCCUCCUUGAAAAUUUUAAACUUACUGGGAAAUCCUUACAAAACACUUGGGGAAACAUCUCUUUUUUCUCACCUCCCAAAUUUGCGAAUCCUGAGGGUAGGAAAUAGUUACACCUUCACUGGGAUUCAGAGAAUAGAUUUUGUUGGACUCACCUUUCUGGAAGAACUUGAGAUCAUUGCAUCUAGUCUCCAGAGUUAUGAGCCCCAAAGUUUGAAGUCAAUUCAGAACAUCAGUCAUCUGAUCCUUCAUAUGAAGCAACCUAUGUUACUGGUGAAGAUUUUUGUAGAUCUUUUAAGUUCAGUGGAAUCUUUUGAACUGAGAGAUACAGACUUGGACAUGUUCCACUUUUCAGGGCUAUCCGUCAGUGAAACGAAUCCAGUGAUUAAAAAGUUCACAUUUAGAAAUGUAGACAUGACCGAUCAAAGUUUUAAUGACCUUGUGAAACUGUUGAGUUAUGCUUCUGAGUUGUUGGAGGUAGAGUUUGAUGACUGUACUCUUAAUGGAGUUGGUGAUUUUCAUGUAUCUGAGCUCGAGAAAAUUAAAAUUCCAGGUAAAGUGGAAACACUCACUAUACGGAAGUUGCAUAUCCCAAAGUUCUACUUAUUUUAUGAUCUGAGCACAGUGUAUUCAAUCACUGAAAGAAUUAAAAAAAUCACAGUGGAGAACAGUAAGGUUUUUCUGGUUCCUUGUUUAUUUUCACAACAUUUAAAAUCAUUAGAACACUUAGAUCUCAGUGAAAAUCUGAUGGUUGAAGAAUACUUGAAAAAUUCAGCCUGUGAGGAUGGCUGGCCCUCCCUGCAGACCUUAAUUUUAAGGCAAAAUCACUUGACAUCAUUAGAAAAAACUGGAGAGAUUUUGCUGACUCUGAAAAACUUGACCAACCUUGAUGUCAGUAAGAACAGUUUUCAUUCUAUGCCUGAAGCUUGUCAGUGGCCACAAAAGAUGAAAUAUUUGAACUUGUCCAGCACACGGAUACACCGUGUAACCAACUGCAUUCCCAGGACCCUGGAAAUUUUAGAUGUCAGCAAUAAUAAUCUCAAUUCAUUUUCUUUAAUUUUACCUCAACUCAAAGAACUUUAUAUUUCUAGAAAUAAGCUGAAGAUUCUUCCAGAUGCUUCUUCCUUACCCAUGUUACUAGUCAUGAAUAUCAGCAGGAAUACCAUAAAUACUUUCUCUAAGGAGCAACUUGAUUCGUUUCACAGACUGAAGACUCUGGAGGCUGGUGGCAACAACUUCAUCUGCUCCUGUGAAUUCCUGUCCUUCACUCAGCAGCAGCCAGCUCUGGCCCAGGUGCUGGUGGACUGGCCAGACAGCUACCUGUGUGACUCUCCCUCCCACGUGCGCGGCCAGCGGGUGCUCGACGUCCGGCUCUCCGCCUCCGAGUGCCACCGGGUGGCGCUGGUGUCUGGCGUGUGCUGUGCCCUCUUCCUGUUGAUCCUGCUCACGGGGGGCCUGUGCCACCGCUUCCACGGUGUGUGGUACCUGAAGAUGAUGUGGGCCUGGCUCCAGGCCAAAAGGAAGCCCCGGAAGGCGCCGUGCAGGGACAUCUGCUACGACGCGUUCGUCUCCUACAGCGAGCGGGACUCCCACUGGGUGGAGAACCUCCUGGUGCAGGAGCUGGAGAACUGGGAGCCGCCCUUCAAGCUGUGUCUGCACAAGCGGGACUUCGUCCCUGGCAAGUGGAUCAUCGACAACAUCAUCGACUGCAUCGAGAAGAGCCACAAAACCGUGUUCGUGCUUUCGGAGAACUUCGUGAGGAGCGAGUGGUGCAAGUAUGAGCUGGACUUCUCCCACUUCCGCCUCUUUGAUGAGAACGACGACGCGGCCAUUCUUGUCCUGCUGGAGCCCAUUGAGAAGAAGGCCAUCCCCCAGCGCUUCUGUAAGCUGCGGAAGAUCAUGAACACCAAGACCUACCUGGAGUGGCCCCGGGAGGAAGCUCAGCAGGAAGGCUUUUGGAUAAACUUAAGAACUGCAAUAAAAUCUUAGGUUCCUGGAUCACAGUCUGGCUGAGUGGUGGUCUUCAGUUGGUGUCACUUAGUUCAUUCUGACAUAAUUGCAUUCACGGGAAUGUUCUAUUAUUUGAGGACUUGUUCACUAAAACUACUUAAACUGCAAAUUUUAUCUACAGUGCUGUUGUAUAAAAACGGUUACCAGAUUAGAAAAAAAAAAGUCUUUAAAAAUUCUAUGAUAUCAUCAUGACCCAGUUCCAUUACUGGGUAUCCGAAUGAUCCAUGGCAAUUGGCUCAGUUCAUCAGCAAAUGGCACAGAUGCACUAAAGGUGUCAAAUGGUUGUCUCAGGUGGGCUGGCUUGUUGUGAAGCCACUCAGGGGUGGCCACAGGGAGCAUUCUCCGUGCCACCCCCUCUCAUCUCUCUGUAUAGUUGAUCUCAAGAGCAGCAAGAAGUGUUUGAGGACACUAGACUAGACUUGAUGCUCUUCCUACAAAAGGGCUGUGUGUCCCCGUUCAAUUUUUCAGCAUACAAAAUAUCCCGAGGGUGCAGUUUCAUUGUGAAUGGGGUUUACAUUCUUGGGUAUUUAACAGAUUUCUCCAGCCAUAUUUACUUGAAAGAGAAUGUCUAAUACAGGAGUCAAUAAAUUAUGUCUUACCGUGAAAGCAAAACUAUUGAGACAAUAAAAUGCUUAGUUUAGAGGAAGCUGAAGGAAGUCUCCCACAUGGGACCCUGAACUUCCUCAGCCUUUGACCACCUGCAAAUUUUCCUCCCUCACAUGCCAUGUGCUGCUUUUUUGUUCUUUGAAAGUCUUUUUUUUUUUUUUUUUUGGUAUCCUACCAUGGAUGGAAAAGUGGGGUGAUUAACAACCAAGCCACAUCCACAGUCUUCUUUAUAUUUUAUUUAGAGACAGGGUCUUGAUAAGUUUCUUAGGGUCUCCCUGCUGAGGCUGGCUUUGAACUUGUCAUCUUUCUGUCUCAGCCUUCCAAGCCACUGGAAUUACAAAUGUGUGCCACUGCUCCCGGCUUAUUUGAAAGUCAUGUUUCUAAUAUGAAAAAAGAGAGAGAGCUUUUUUAAACAACCCAUGUGAGCUGAACAGAUUUUUAAAUAACUAUAUAUCUAAAGGUUCUUUAUCAUGACUCAGAAACAGUUCAGUCAACAAUAAUUUGAUGAUCAUGCUAGCAUAUAUCAAUUUCUAUAAUCAAGAUUUAAUACCACAUUAAAUUCGGAUGAGCACUCUUUGCUAAGAGCUCGUUUCUGAUUCUGUGCAGCUUUCUUCUUUGCUGGGAACUGUGUUUGAAAGGGAGUGAACCACCUUCGACCCCUGCUCAAAUCUCAACCAGACUAGGCUUAUGUGGCUAAUUGGGUUCUGGAGUGAGACGAGAUCUGGGUUGGCAGAUGUAUAACCUUGGACAAGUCACCUGGCCUGAUUCAAAAUGUUUUCUUGUCCUCAAAAUAGGGACAAUCACCUGCACCUGCUAGGUUUGGAACGCAGCACUGAGUGUAAUCCACAGAGCACAUGCUCUUUGGUACCCUUGCUUCUGGAGGGUGUGAGGAGGGCAAGGGUUCCAAGCCUGCGAGAAUGAGAAUCGUUUUGCCUGAUGUGAUAUGGCAGCAAUGCCUGGCGUAGAUGUGAGCUAUUAUGAUUUUUCAGGAAGGGAUACAUUUCUUUAUAAAAUUAUAGGUUUAAGUGGAUUUUUUUUUCUAUCAUCAGGACUAGCAGGGAUAAAAGGAACCCUGCUGUUCACAAAAUUACCCAAAGGAAAUAAGUUCAUUCAGUAUGUAUCAGGUGUUAAUCUUGGAGAACUCACACAGUGCUUCUCAUACCAAGUCCCAGGAGAGUGUGGAAGAGGAAACACACCAGCCUAAGGGGAAAAAAGGGUAGGUUUAGGCCAGGUGUGGUGGCAUAUGCCUGUAAUCCCAGUGGCUCAGGAGGUCGAGACAGGAUAGUUGUGAGUUCAAAGCCAGCCUCAGCAACGGCAAGGCACUAAGCAGCUCAGUGAGACCCUGUCUCUAAAUAAAAUACAAAAUAGGGCUGGGGAUGUGGCUCAGUGGUCGAAUGUCUCCAAGUUCAAUACCCAGGACCAAAAAAAAAAAAAAAGUGUGUGUGUGGGGGGUAGGUUCAGCAGAAGGAAACCCCAACAGCAAUGAAUUUUCUGCUUUUCUUUCCCACUGCCUAUACUAAGCACCAUGUUGAUUAUUGUGAGAACCAGAGAUACAUUGACUUGAUUUAUAUAUUUAGCUUUAAGAAUUUGAACAGCAGCCAGGCGGGGUGGCACGUGUGGCCUGCAAUCCCAGCAGCUCUGAAGGCUGAGGCAGGAGAAUUGCAAAUUUGAUGCCAGCCUCAGCCCUAAGCAACUUAGUGAGGCCCUCCCUUAAGAAAAAAAAUUUUUUUUGAAUACCAAUAGAAAUAGCCUCAAAGUUUAUUGAUAGACUUAAGAUUACCCUUAAAAUAAUCUUUAUAAUUUUUUAUUACAAUGUUGAACACCACUGAAAAAUUUUUAGAAAAGAUAAUAUAUAAAAAUAGGAAUCAGCUCUUAUUCCAUCACCUUAGUAUAUAUAACCACUGGUAACUAGUAUAUAGCUCUCCAAUCUUUAUCAAUGCAGGUGUACAUAGUACUUCACAAAAUUGAGAUUAGACUGUAAAUACUUAGUUUAUAAAGAAAAUGGCAUAUUCCUUUUUUUUAUUGUUUACUGAUUGCUACAUUUUGCACAUUGAAUGUCCCCUGAAGUGUCAGGUGUUGACAGUUUGAUCACCAGCCAGUGGCACUACUGGGAGGUGGUAGGACUUUUAGGAGAUGGGGCUUAGUGGAAUGUAGGUGGGUUAUUGAAGGUACGUCCCUGAAGGGGAUAUUGGGACUCUGACUCCUCCUCUUCCUCUUUCUUUCUCCUUCCUGGUUCCCAUGAAGUGGGCACCUUUCUGGGGCAUGGGCUUCCUGCCGUGAUUUACUGCCCACCACAGACCCCAAAGCAAUGGGGCCAAGUAACCAGGGACUGAAACCUCCAAAACUGUGAGCUAAAAUAAACCUUUCCUCUUUUUAACUUGCUGAUCUCAGGUACUCGCUUCAGUCGUGGAAAGCUGACUAGUUUAGUGGUUAUCUGACAUUUCUGAACUGCAAGGACCAUUUUGAACUCCAUGAAGAGAAGUAUUGCUUUAGCUGCCCAGAAUUUUAAGGUUCCAGAAGCUACCCUCAUGCAGCUGUCCAAAAAGGGCAAGCAGCAAAUACAUCAGAGAUCAGUGUAUGGGACUCUUUUUUGGAACAAAAACUAAUUUUUCAGAUGCAAGAUCUUUUAUUUGUCAAUGGACUGUAAGCUCAAAAAACUUGGUUUAUCUCUUUAUCCCUUGAAUAUGCCUAGUAUAAAUAUUGAAGCAUUGAAUUAUUGAAAUAUGUGCUGAGUAGGGAAAUGAAUUGUGAUCAAAUCUAGUAACCUGGAUGGUGAUGCCCAUAUGAUAAUGAAGCACUGGGCAGUUUGAAGAAGGAAAAUUACCAACAGGUGGAAAUCAUCAUGUGAGUUCUCUUGAUGACAGAACUUUUUUUAAAAAAAUGUUUUUAAUUUUAAUUGACAUUUAAUAAUUGUACAUUUAUGAGGGCCAACGUGAUAUUUCAAUAUGUGUAUACCAUGUGCAAUGAUCAGAUCAGCGUAUAAUUGGCAUACCCAUCACCUAAAUAUUUAUUAUUUCUCUGUUAGGGGCAUUUAAAAUCUCCCAUAUUAACUACUUUUAAAUAUGCAACAAAUUGUGGUUAACCAUGGUUAUCCUACUGUGCCACAGAACAGAAGUCAUUGCUCUCUUCCAACUGCACCUCCUUACCUGCUCACCAGCCUCUCUCCAUCCCUCCCUCCUCCACACCCUUCCCAGCCACUGUUCUCUUUGCUUCUAUGAGAUCAACAUUUUAUGUGUGGGUAGUGCUAGGAAUUGAACCCAGGGCCUUGCACACACCAGGCAAGCACCUAUCAAGCUAUUCCCCUAGUUUCAGGAGAUCAACUUUUUAGCUUCCAAAUAUUAGUGAGAACAUGUAGUAUUUGUCUUUGUCUUCCUGACUCACUUCACUGAACAUAAUAUUCUUCAGUUCUGUUCAUUUUGCUGCAAAGGACAGAAUUUCAUUUUUUUUGUGGCUGAAUACUAAUGCAUCGUAUAUAUUCCCCACAUUUUCUUUAUCCAUCAAUUGACAUGUUGUUUGAUUCUACCUCUUGUCUAUUGUGAAGAAUGCUGUAGUAAAUGUGGGAGUGCACAUAUCUCUUCAACACACUGAUUUUGUUUCCUUUGGAUAUAUGCCCAGUUGUGGGAUUACUAUAUCAGAUGGAAGUUUUAUUUCUAGUUUUUUGAGAGGAAACCAUCAUUUUUAACAACUGAGUACUAUCCCUCUCUAUGAGUAGGCCAUCAUUUAAUCAGUUCUAUAGCACUGGACACUUGUUUGAAAUUUGGGGGAGGGAUUAAAUUUUUUAUUAUGGAGAUAUUCAUACAUAAUGGUAGAAUAGUGUAAUUCUGUGAACACACUGAUGACAGAACUUUGAAUAACACUAAGUCACUGUCAAUAUUUAGACAAGGAAAAUAAUAAUUGAUGUAUUCCUUCCUACUUCAUGCAGGUGUGAUGCAGAAGGUGUCCUCAAGUGCUGCAGAAUAGGGAUCUAGUGUUCUGUAUACAGUGUUGACUGUUUAAAAAAUAACAGUAAUUUGAACAAUUUUGGGGUUCCAGCAUAUGAUUCUUAGGUUAAUUCUGUUUUCCCCUAUUCAGUUAAUUUUGUUCUCUCCUGUCAAAUUGAUCCAUUCUUUCAGAAAAGCGUUUACUUUUACUAAGUGCCUGUUACAUGCUGGGCACUGUGUAAGUGCUGGGGAUACAGUAGGGAACAAGACAGAAUUCCCUGCCUUCGUGGAAUAAAAGGAUGAUAUGAUUUCAGGUAUGAAAAAGAUAACAGCAGAGUACAGAAAUAGGAUGAUGGCAUAUGUCUGUUAUGUUUUGGAUUUGGUAUGUCCCCCCAAAGCUCAGGGGUUGAAGACAUGGUCCCCAGUGCAGUAAUGUGCAGAAGUGGUGAUUUCAGGAAGGGAUUGGACCAUGAGGCCUCUAACCUCAUCAGUGGAUUAAUCCAUUUGGUGGAUUAAUAACUUGAAGAGACUAGUGGGAGGAGGUGGAAAAUGUCAGAAGGUGGGGCAUGGUUAGAGGAAGUAUGUCACUUGGGGGUGUGAAAAUCAGGACUAUAUCUUGUCCCUGGCUCUUCCUCUCUUUCUGCUUCCUGGUUUUCAUAAGAAGAAUACCAUGUCCAUGCCCUUCCACCAUGGCCUGCUUCACCUCAGGCCCAAUGCAAGGAGCCAGCCAACCACAGACUGAACACACUGAGAUUCUGAGCUAAAAUAAAUCUUUUUGAACUUCAA